This is a messenger RNA of Paramuricea clavata, 7741 nucleotides long. NCBI's taxonomy places the organism in Eukaryota, Metazoa, Cnidaria, Anthozoa, Malacalcyonacea, Plexauridae. The record is from the annotation of a GenBank genome assembly.
CUUAGUACUGCCGAUUUUUCUCAAAGAUUUCUUGUAAAAAUAGUCUUCAGUAACGAGUUACACACGAAAUGCUAUACAAAUAACAAAAUUUAACAAAGGCCUGUAUUAACGGACAUGCAUUUAAUAUGAGCGUUGUUUUAAACAAUAUCAUGCAUUUAUGCAUAUAUUUUGUCAGUGACCUGUUGUAAUUGUUUUUAAAAUGCCAUCAUAUACGGCAUCUCUUGCCAAGUGUAGCCAUUAUCAAACUCAAUUAACUCUCUGAAGGCACUUGAAAAGAGUGGGUCAUUGACCUCAUAAUUCUCCUAUCCUGCUGUGCACCUUUACGAAAUACGCACACGAAGUGACAUAACAUAAAAUUCGCCCUUGUCAACGUGUAGACAUGUUAGUAUAGGUCUUUAAACAUGACGAACGCGGAUGAAGAAAGACUAAAUGAUGCCAAAGCGACAACAGAUGCAGAGAAUGUCUGUGCAACAAAGGACAGUGGUUAUGCGUGGCUUGUAUGCGGAGCUGCAUUUUGCACUUUAUUCGUGACUCUGGGCAUUCAUUACAGCUGCGGUGUUGUGUUCGUCGCCCUGCUCGAUUCGUUUGGGGAGAGCAAAGCAAAAACUGGUAGGUACUUAGGAAAAUGACAUGGUAAUUUACCUCAUGUUGAUGGACCUUUCAACAAACCUGCAGAUCCGAUUAUAUCGAUCAGUCCUUUAUAUAGGUAUCGAAUAUCUGUGAUGUUUUAAAAGCAUUUACACCUCUCGUCUCUCGAUUACAGCUCUCGAAAAUUUCCAAUUUUAACAAAACUAUUAAUCGGAGAAUCAAUGCUAGCUCCAUGCUGAGGAUAAAUUAUUUUGGACCCGUACAUCAACAUUUAGCGCUAAAUAAUGGAAACUAAAGUAUAUGUUAUGGUAUAUAUAACAAGUGGAAGGCAAUAAAAUUUAUAUGUAGGUAUAGCGUUUGCAGUGUGAAUAUAUUAUAUUUAAUUAUUAAAACAAAGAAAACUUGCAUGAAAUCUACUUGAGAAACUUUGUCUUUGAGUAAAAUUGUGUCAUUCUCCACAAAGUACGUCAUCCUAAUCCUACUCUUAAUACAAAGCGUUUGCACAUCAGUAAAAAAGCACAUUUCAAAAAGUAAAAAGCGUCUAUAUUUCUAAUGGUGUUUCAUAGCAUCACAUAUUGAGUGCAAAUUAGACUAUGAUACGGUAAAUAUAUCGAUUUUAUUUACCGAUUCGGUUAUAAUUCUGUUGCACAACAGCUCUAUAGAAAUGUUCAUAAUAGUGUCUAGGUUCCCUGCACAUUGCCAUUUGGGCAAACUCGGCAGGAGAAGCGGUCCACAUUCAAAGAAAAACGAAUGAGUUUGACAGAAAAACUUCCAAUGUUAAACGAAAUCUUGUAUAAACAACGAAAUAUUAACAAGAACAAACGAAAUAUUGUAACAAUUAAUAUAUUCUAUAUAAUUAAUUGCGACACUUGCAGUAUGAUUUUAAUGUUAAAUGUUCCAUGAUAGUUAAACUGUUUUGUCCGUAUAUGUUUUCACAAGUGUUUUCACAAGUGUGUGUGAGAACUGCAUGUGUGUCGAUGUUCAUGGCACCUGGGCAUUUAUAAAACGAUAGUAUCAACAGGUAUUAAAUAUAUUACGAUACAAAUCUUUACUCGAUAUGUGUAGGCAACGUAAGCCGGCAUCACCCGCUGAGCUGGUCACAGGGACCUGAGCCCUGGGAAUUUGACUUAUGCCAGACGAUUUAAUAUAACCUCGAAUAAUUUUAUGUAUACUAGUGACAGCAAGUUACUGCAUUCAUUUCAUCGUCAUUGCAUGUGGAGAAUUAUCAGGAUUGUAUGGCUGACAGAAAGUUUGUUUCGGACAAGAUAAGGAAGACGUUCUUGGUUAGAAAUUGCAAAUGAAUGGAUGCUUAAAACCCCCGCGGUCAAACGAGAAUUGAUGAGUUGGCAGUCACGAUACAGGGGACAUUUCAAGCUCUUAGAAUAACAAAAUAAAGGUUUGAAUGUUUAAUGCGUGUUCUAACUAUGUCUCAACUUAAACAGAAUACAUGAUAGGGUUGGGAAGCAUUAAGAACAGCUAAUCAGGGUCGCGUGACUGCCAAAUCUCAUUGAUUCUCUCGUUUGAUCACAGCCAGGCGGCCCAAUCUCUGAACGUCCUAUAUAUCUUGAAUAUUUAACAGUUAAAAUAUUUUAAAAUAACAAAAUAAUUAAAAAAUAUUAACAAUAUAUGGAGAAAAAAAAUCUCACUUGUUAAUAGAAUGCAUUUGUUGUGUUUCUGAGUCUAGUUGAUGCGAUUGCUUUUAAUACGUUUUCGUCGUACUUGAACGAUCGUCAGUACUGGCAGUCUGGCACUGGACGACAUGGCCAUAUAAGACAUGGCUAUGUCGUCCAGUGCCAGUACUGACGACUGUUCAAGUACGACGAAAACGUAAAGCAAUCGCAUCAACUAGACUCAGAAAUACAACAAAUGCAUUCUAUUAACAAGCGAGAUAUAUUUUUUACAUAUAUUUUUAAUAUUUUUUGAAUUAUUUUGUUAUUUUAAAAUAUUAGAACGGUUAAAUAUUCAAAAUAUAUAGGACGUUCAGAGAUGGGCCGCCUGUGGUUUGAUCCGAGGUCGGUAUAAAACACAUUAAAAAAAUAGGCGCAGCAAAGGAAUUUUAUUGAAAUCGCAAAAUUGGGAUACGCAUCACCAGUGGGCAGAACAAGUAAAUUAUCUAUAAAUAUCAUAGGUUAAUCAAGUUUAAAUAUCGAGCGAAUGGCCAACUUAGACAACAUGGUCUUUAAUAAGAAGCAGUAGAAACCUAUGGAGGGUCGAGUAUUUUCAAAGCUAUUUUCAAAACGUAUUUUCAAAAGAUAUUUUCAUAAAGAUUAUAUCUCAAUUAAUUGAAGGGAAUGUCCUAAGACAAUAAGUACAUUCAUUGAAGAGGUACAAAGGUUACGUUUUACGUCAAGGGCAAACUUCAAAGAACAUUAACCUUGGGUUUAAUUGCCAGGGUGGGGUAUUGUGAAGCUCAGCGGCGGGUAGGCUGAUGCUUUCAGCGGACUGAAUGAAAUAACCUGAAUUUAGCAUAUUUUCUGAGAAAUCUGCCCGAAUUUUCUUGAUUUAUCCUAGCAUUUGCCCGAAUUUCCAUGGUUUUCUUCUACAAGUUUUUUUUUUGUUUUUUUUUCUGGGGGGGGGGGCAGUUUCCUUCCUAUGGAUACAGUCUAUUACAUGUAACGUACAACUACUACCACGUAUACUGAACUCACAUAUAUUUAUAUCAUUAUUUCGCUUGAAACGUUUGAAGUUCCGGUAUUUCUACAAGCAACUUUUCCACCACCAGUAUACGGUAGUAAAAGCUCAAUCUUCAAUUGAGUUUCGACCCUGGAAGUUCUGUUCAUCUAUUUUCAUGUAGUUGUACACCCUUCACACCUGAUUUUAUCACUAUAAAAACUAUCAUCAUUACUUUCAAUAAUCAUCAUUAUCACUACAAUUUUCAAUACCAUAACAAAAAAUCUCCAUUACUAAAUCUGAUCAUCAUCACCACCACCACCACCAACCACCACCACCACCCACCACCUGGUUACAUAUACCACCCACCAAAAUGUACCACCACACCGUCACCAAAGACCUAAGUUCUAACUACUCAUUAUUUUCUCAUAUUCACAGCUUGGGUACAAUCAAUCAGUCAGUUCAUGCUGUUCUUCUUCUGUCCUCUAUCAAGUCUCUUAACAGAACGAUACGGUGCGAGGGUGGUGACAAUGACGGGUGGAAUACUAAUGAGCGUUGGUUUGCUGGUUAGCUCAUAUGCACAACAGCUAAACAUACUAUAUAUCACAUAUGGAGUAAUAUUUGGAUUUGGUAGCGCACUAGCCUAUUUACCAACAUUAGUAAUGGUUGGACAAUAUUUUGAAAAGCGUCGCUCUCUUGCUACGGGCAUUGCAACUUGUGGGAGCAACACCGGGGCAUUGUCGUUAGCUAUCGUACAGGAGGUCGUAUUAAAUAAACAUGGCUGGAGGAACGUAUUUCGCUUCAAUAGUGGUUUUGCUCUGGUAGUUAUUAUGUGUGGUGUAAUAUUUAGACCACUUAUUCCAGUACCUACCCGCGAAAGGCCAAUGGUAGCCAAGGCCAUUGGUUUUAAGAAGAAAUUCGGACUACUUAUGCGUAACAAGAAGUUUAUACUAUGGUGUAUGGCUAGCACAGCUGGGACGUUUGGAUACUUCAUUCCACUUGUUCAUUUGGUAUGGAAACAAAUUACUCAGAUCAUUCAAACUAAGGGCUUUUCAUGUACUCAUCAUAACUCACCCCAUCAAUCUUUCCUAUUGGAGAAAGCCUUUGAGCAGGACGUUGAGCGAGAAUCGGGCCCAAGAUCUCAGAGGCGCUUAUAGCCUAGUUCCUAGGCCUCUUGUCGUUGGCCAAGACAGAGCAUUUUCCGGUGUAUAUUUUAUAUGUGAAUAGGCAAUUCCAUCUUUUAAUUUAUGCGCGCAGGGGGCGACGGGAAGUAAGGUAUCAUAUUGCUGAUUAUGCUGAAAAUUUUCAAUAAAAACUGCCGAAACAUUUCAAUAUUUACAAGUAUAAGCUAUCACUCCGUGUUCACACGGCCGCCAUUUUUAUUUUUUCAGCACAAUCAGCAAUAUGAUACCUUAUUUCCCAUCCUCACCUGCACGCAUGAACUAAAAGCUGAAAUUGCCUAUUACUAACGAAUAUAACAUUAAUUCCUUUUAGUUGCGUUAUGCAGAAGAUAACAAAGUGAGCCUGCACAAAGCAACCCUACUCAUAACAUACAUGUCAGCCGGGUCAGCGGUGGGCAAGAUAAUUUAUGGAAGAAUCUCUGAUCACUUUCAAAGUUGGACACCAAUAAUUUAUAUGAUCUCAAUGUUUAUAUCUGGACUAAGUUCUAUACUAUUCUCCUUAGUAUCGACUUCGUAUACGGGGCUAGUAGUGUAUGUUAUAAUAUUUGGAUUGCUGGAUGGUUCAUUCAUUGGUCUUAUGUCUAUUAUGGCUUUCAAGUGCACUGGUUCACUGGAGUUGAUGUCUCAUAGUUGGGGAAUCUCGCUCAUGUUUAUGUCAUGUUCUAUGAUCGUGGGUCCCCCUACCGUAGGUGAGUUCUAUCAGUGAAGGGUGUUGGCCAUGGCUCGAAGUAGAGAAAAAAUAUGGCCCGCCAGUCUAAAAUUUUCUUGCAGGUGAAAUAAAGUUUAGCCUGCCAUUUUUUUCAUUGAACUGCCAAAAUGGCGAUGUCUCAUAUGAGUCAUAUUGCAAAAAUCAAUGUUUUCAUGAAAUGCAUUGUAUUAUUUUAAACUUGUCUGCUUUACUUCAGUAAACUUGGAUUUACAUUUCAAAUAUAAACGUAUUUAGUCAACUAAAUGAUCUAGUAUAUAUGAGUUGUGCUAAGUAAAUGAAAUGAAAUAUAUCUAUAGAAUCUCACCUGCCAUUUGUUUUUGACUUGGCAGUUCAAAUUUGUUUUUGCCUGCCAUUUAUAAAAUAUGGCCUGCUUUUGGCCAGUGGCUAUUUCGAGCCCUGAUAUUCAUGGAUAUAUCACGUUUCAUGAUAUACGUAGUGGCUGUUGCUUCUUUAUAUUAAUUUGUUAUAUAAUACGCAAAUAAUAGUAAAAUCCGGUGUUUGCAAGUGUUUAUAUAACUACCACGAGUUUUUCAGAAGACUGACUUUUCUAUAGUAAUGUUAGCACUAAUAUCAGAGAACAUUAAAUGUAGAAGAUUUAACCAUACUGCAUGGCCAGUGUUUGGCAUAAAAUAUUAUUUAUACAGAUAUAUUGGCUUAAUUUACCCAACGAAGCCAUGAAAUCAAAAUGGAAUCGAAAAAAUGUCCGACAAAGCUUUCGAUUAAAUUUCAUUUUGGUCGGCCAUUUUUCCUGACAAAUUUUGAACGUUAUUUCAGGCUCUGUAGAAUAUAGUCACUAAAGUGUCAACUACGAAUCGAAAUGACGCGUUCUUCGCUGAGCCCAAAUUGCGUGCAAUACUACUACAUUCCCCUUGUUACGUUUUCGUAGCGCUUUGCAUUGUGGUUAUAGUGGUAUCACUGAUAUUCAAUAUGGCUUAUUUUUUGUCCUGACCCGUGCAAGAACUUUCGAAAAAAGCUAGGGUCAGGUGCACGAUAGCCAACAGCAAAAGAUUCGCGAAAACAUUCAAUAUUUUCAUUCGAGGCCGCUAUCUUUAUCAGUGAUACCACUAUAACCACAAUGCAAAGCGCUACGGAAACAUGAUAAGGGGAAUCAUCAAUUGAGCGAUAACAUGAAUAGUAGUGAAUAGCUGAGAUUGGACGAAUUAGAAUAUACAUGUCAAAGUAAUGAACUGUUUUACUUGUUUAAACGCUAGUUUACACUAUCAAACUUUCCAUGAUCAUUCUUAGGAAAUUCUAAGUUUUGAAGGAUUUGUGAGAAAUGUUUGAGGGAACUCACUUAGUGUUAAACAAUGAUUCAGGAAUUUACGUAUGCAAAAUUCCUACUGUGAUCACAGAAACAUUGACAGCGUAAACCAGGGGUCGGUUGUUCAAAGGUGGGUUAGCGCUAACCAUAGGCGCUAACCCUCAGGCAAAAAAAAAAAUAUGUGGGUUUCCGGUUCGGUUUUAACUUUUUUUUUUAAACUUUUUUUUUAAUUUUCCGAAUAAGCGGGCGCCAUUUUGUUUAGUCAGUGCUUCCACAUCCAAAGAUAAAUUUCCCUAAUAUUGCCUCAAAUUUCAAUUUUCCACAAACUUUUUCCUCCAAGUGGAAACACUUACAAGCAUGAUCCAAUAAAAAAGUUUAGGGUCGGGAUUUCGACGUCCAAAAGCUAGGUAGGGUCGGGGAACCGGAAACCCACAUAUAUUUUUUUUUGGCCUCAUGGGUUAAAAUUUAACCCACUGUUUUAGUUUGUGUAUUUCUGCACGUCUGUUUAUUUCAAAACUUCAGAGAAGAAAACUCCUACCAAUCUAGACAAGAUCUUUGAAGAAAUAUUUUCAAAUUUUUAGACAAGCUGUCAGGAAGUUUGCUUUGAAUUUUAGGUUAACCCAGCUUUGAACAACCGGCCCCAGAAGUUUAACAUAAACCCAAUCUCGUUUCCCGAGCAUGCCCGUUCGCAGGUUAAGCCUUAACCUGCGAACGGGCAUGCUCGGGGAACGAGAUUUAACACUCAUCUAUUUAAUUUCCAGGCUGGGUGAGGGAUGCAGGUAUCUCGUACAAAUGUCUAUUCUACCUAACCGGAGGACCAAUGAUCUUAGGAGCUCUUAUCCUUCUACCAACAAUAUGGAUGAAAAAUGAAGCUUCAUUUCCAGACAACAGUAUCGUUCUUAUGAAUGACCCGGCGUUGCCAGAGUCAAAUUCUCAACAUCGAAUAGAAAUAGAAAGGUUAACUGUGUUGUAGCAUUCACAAUUUUUUAAGUAAAGAAAUUAUAGGUUGUAUAAUAGUGUAUAAGUUAUUCUAUAUUAAAUGUUUUAAUGAUUGUUUGGAGAGGUCUGUGUAUUAUACCGGUAACCAAGGGCUUUCAUAAUCUCUUUCAGUUUACCAAUAUUUUCACUAAGUCCAAGGAAAUAAUUUAUGACAGUAUUAGAAUUAUUGUCAUCUUUUUUGUACAGUUUUUCUUGGUGAGUUAGCUGAACAAACUAAGCUUUGUUGCGGAAUACUUUAAACUAUCCCAAAAGCAUGCCCUACACAAUGAGGCUUAAAGUUGUUUUUCAAGAAAUAAACUUAUAUCGUUUAACGUAAACAAUAACCUGAACACUUUUGUCUCCCGUUAUCAGACACUAUGAUCCUGACACAAUUAUAAUUUGAUCAUUAAACAC